AGCUAGUCACACCGAUUCAGAUUACGAGCCGAUUUCUUUAGCUCUAAUCAUUUUUGUAGGGAUUGUCUCUCUAUCUCUCUCAAAACCUUAAACCCUUUGGAUCUCUAUCUUCGAUCCACCUGAGAAACCCGAAACCCUUGAAAUCGACUCCUUCCAAUCGCUUGAGAUUGUUGAAAUCCAUCACGCAGCUUGAAAUCCAGGGCAAAAUAAGACUGAAUUUUGUUUCAGUCUAUUUUAACCCUAUAUAUAAGGAUUACUCGCCACAAUGGUCAACGAAAGAGACAAGGAGACACAGAUAGUUGGGAGGAAGAAGGGCAAGGUGCUGGCCACUGUUUUGGCCCACCGAAAUGGGGAACAAAACUGCCAUGGUGGAGGAAAGUGGAAGCAAGACCAUUGCUGGUGAUCAUCGGAAAGCCGGUCCAGUGAAAAUUCUGUAUUCAAUCUAUAGUCAUAACAUAAGCAAGCUGAAUCGAACAGUACAAAAAUGUCUAAGAAAAAGCAAAUGGGUAGAGGAGGAGGAGGAUCAUCAUCAACAACAGCAACACCAACAAAUUAUAUGGAUUUCAAGGACCAGAAAAUGGACAUGAAGUCCAUUAUGAAAGAUAUUGAAUCUUUAGUACCCUCACAUAUGACAUGGAGAGAGAGGAAGGAAUUGGAAAACAGGAAGGUUGUUGCUCUUGGUGGAAAGCCUCCCAAAAAGCAGAGGUUACCACUAAGUGUAGCACGAGUUACAAUGAAGAAACAGAAAGAAAGAGACCAGAAAACGCUCCAAGAGAAUUUGAUACUUGGACGAUUUGGAGCGAAGCUUGGCAAUGGUACUAAGAAAGUAGGAGAGAAGCGCAAGCGUGAAGACAUGGUUCUGAAGUCAACUGAAGGUCAUUUCAGAAAUGGUGUUCUGGAUGUGAAGCGUUUGAUGAAACAGUCUGCACCUAAAGAACGUGAUAUCAAUACUUACGCAUUUGAUAAUGAAGGGAAGAAGAAAAAGGGUGGUAAAAAGAACCAAGGAAAGAAGAAAGGUGGUGGUAAAAAGCGUCAUUGAGAACACCAUAACUCUUAAAAUUCUUGUUUGGAAGCAGAUAAGGUUUUCUCCCUCCCUUUUUCCCCCCCUCUUCCUCACUCUUUUAAUGUCAUCUGAGAUUCUUUGGUGUUUGGAUGAAUCAUUGAUUCUCCAUAAACAUCAAUGAUACUGGUCAUGCAAUUUUAGGAUUGCACAGCCCUUGAGCGGCGUUGCAAUGGGUUCAUUGGGUUUACAUUUGCGCUGUAAAUGCAGUCAUAGUGUGGUCUUCAGAAAAGGCCAAAAUGUGUUUGGGCGGAUGGGCUUGAUGUAAGCACAGAUUGGCCUAUUUCUAACUAAAAGUGUAUUUUGGUUACCAUUUUGAUGAUGUAUCAGAUGUCUUUGGUGCUUCUUGUUUAGAAA
Molecule: messenger RNA, 1417 nt
Organism: Camellia sinensis
Lineage: Eukaryota; Viridiplantae; Streptophyta; Magnoliopsida; Ericales; Theaceae
Biological process (GO): maturation of SSU-rRNA from tricistronic rRNA transcript (SSU-rRNA, 5.8S rRNA, LSU-rRNA)
Cellular component (GO): nucleolus
Source: RefSeq, a predicted model, not a curated record